Entelurus aequoreus (snake pipefish) is the source of this 2124-nucleotide messenger RNA. Its product is annotated as zinc finger protein 180-like. Bases 327 to 1157 code for a protein of 276 amino acids. The transcript has 2 exons. The record is from RefSeq and is a predicted model, not a curated record. Gene Ontology annotation, molecular function: RNA polymerase II cis-regulatory region sequence-specific DNA binding; DNA-binding transcription factor activity. Lineage: Eukaryota; Metazoa; Chordata; Actinopteri; Syngnathiformes; Syngnathidae. Gene Ontology annotation, biological process: regulation of transcription by RNA polymerase II.
CGUCAUUAAACCAAAGAAGAAGAAGAAGAUAUUUGCGCAUGUCCGAAACGGAUCUUGUAGUGACAUUGCUAGUUGCUUUGGAAGUACAUUGAACAAAAGAGACGCGAGCAGGGCGGUUAAUAAGAUAGCGUUGUUGUUUUUCUCUAUUAUGUACACAUUUAUGUCGUACGCAUUACAUUUACUCUAACAUUUCAUGUCAGGAUAAACAAAAAAGUGUCAGUGCGCGAAAAGCUGUUUAUCAUGCUAGCUUAGCGCUUUAGCUGCUAACCAAAGAGACGCGGAAACAGAAAUCACGUUUGAGUAUAAAGUGUUGCGAUCACGUGGAAAUGUGUAAAUUACAAAUGCUGAGAUUGUUGGUGAACCAGCGACUAUCUGUGGCUGUGGAAGAAAUAUUUGCAGUGUUAGAAAGAACGAUAGCAGACUACGAGGAGGAACUUUGUCGAACAAAACAGGAGAACGAGCGACAAGGUCAACUACUGGACACUGUUUUCAAGUCACACAGAUCAGACGCCAGCGAAGAACAUCUUUCCAUUGAGCAGCAGGAGUGGACCUCCAUGGAGGAGCAGGAGGAGCCAAAUCACCCUCACCUUAAGGAGGAAGAGGAGGAUCACAACAUCAGUGAUGGGCUGGAGGAGUUCCAAGUCGUUGGUAUCCCCGUGAAAAAUGAAGAUGAUAAAGAAAAAUGUCAAUUUACCGAUAAAAAAGACUGUGAAGCAUCACAAGCAGACAAGCCUUUAGCUCCACUAUCAGAUAGUGACGUUCCUUCACACUCUCCAGGCACUGAUGAAGACACGAACGCUGAUAUGACAUGUCCCUCUAAUAACACACACUGGAAAUGCUCUCAAUGUGGGAAAACGUUUGGUAACAAAGGAAACCUAAAAACACACGUCAGAUAUCACACAGGAGAGAAACCUUUUGCCUGCUCGGUUUGCGGUAAAAGAUUCUUUCAGAAGUCACAUUUGAAAGCACACAUUAGAACACACACUGGAGAGAAACCGUAUACAUGCUCUGUGUGUUGUAAAAGUUUCUCUAAAAAAGAUGGUUUAACGAGACACGUAAGAAUACACACUGGAGAGAAACCAUUUCCUUGCUCAGUUUGUGGUAAAAGUUUCUCCCAGAAGAUAACUUUGAUUGGACAUGCAAGAACACACACCUGAGAAAAAAUUGUGGUCAGCGGUUUAAAAAUAGUAUAAACUUAACAGAACACAGACUCAACACUGGGGAGAAACUAAUAAUUGUUUUCAAGAGACAUAUUUAGCUGGAUUUGAAAGAGGUAAAUACAGGCAACAAAGACCAUAUUACUCCUUAACAAACAGAAGUUGUGCAAAAGAUGACUUCUUACAUUGCUAACUGACACUAUGAUAAAAUGUUUGCAUUGUAUCCAAUGAACACAUUUCUUCUUUAAGAUGAGAUAAUCGCACAUUAUUGCUCAGUAAGAAAAUUACACAAUUAUACACCAUUUGUUUCUUGCAUUGAGCAAAUUUAGCACAGUACCAAGUGAAAUUCUUUGUGUGUUUAACAUACUUGGCCAAUAAAACUGAUUCGGAUAUUUGAUGAAUCUCCAUGUGCAGCAUAAAAGCUUGUCCUGGGUAACUUGGACUCAAUCCCAGCUGACUUUGGGUGAGAGGCGGUGUCAAAGGCAGAGUUAGGCGGUUGGCACUUGGACUCUAGCCCCAUAUGUUUUCGGAAGUUUUCUUUAUUGGGAACCUCUCGGCAUUAACGUGGAGUACCGAAGUCCAACACAAAGGCUUCAGCAGAACCUGUACAAAUCAACAUAAAUCAAACAGGUGAUGAUUCAGGCCGAUGAAUUGUAUGGUGUGUAUUACAUAUUAUAUACUGUAAUAUAAUAAGAUGAACCUAAAUACAACUUAAUAAUUGGGAAAAAAUUAUUUGUUUUUUUCAAGAGGUUACAACAUGUGUAAGUGGAAAUGUUGAGUAUAUUCACAGGAAUAAUCUAACAAUUUCAAGAAUUGUAUUUAUUUAAGGUGUUUCAUUUGGUAUAGUUGUGUGUUUUACUUACCUGUUUAUUUGUACAGUGUGUUAAGUAAAUUUUUGGUUCACUACAUUGUCACUGUCCAACAACUGUUCGAGACUGCUGCUUGCUUCAAAAUAAAAUACAUUUUC